AUUAAUAAAUAUUAUUAAAUAUAAUGGGUGUUAUUAUAAUUAAAUAUCUUCAAAAUUGAUUAUAGACAAAAGUUUGAUAUUUAUUAAAAAUAUUUAAUUAUAAAAUUCGAAUUAUUUGUUAGUAGUAUUUUAUUAAUUUUGUAAAUUUGUGUGUAUUGCAUAAUGAAAAAAUCAUCAUGGUCAUAGCUCACCUUGUAUAUAUAUAUAUAUAUGGAUGGUUGGACACAUGGACAGAUGGGUGGUUGUUAAAAAAAUGUUUAGUGAAAGUGUGAGAAAUAAAUAAAUGUGUUUAUUACCGGUGUUGAAAAUGUUUGUGUAAUCGAAUCGUUGGAUGAUAGUAGAGUAAGUAUCGUGUUAUAUACAUCGUCGAAUGUUAGUAGAAAAUAUCGGCUAUAGUUUCGAAGGAAGUUACGAGCAAAACGAUUUAUCGAUUCCUUUUGCCAUCGGCUAAAGAAAGAAAGAUAAAGAAAGGAAGGAGGUUCACAUCGAUGGAAAUGGUGUUAGUGUUCUGCUUGUUAUUCCAAACGACUGUGUAUCCGGCAUACAAAUAAACUUUGGUUAUUUACUACUCUCAUAGCAUUUAGAGAAAGAGAAAGAGAAAGAGAAAUCAUUUAUUUGAUACUCACGAUUUAGAUCGUUAAGUCAAACUUAAACGAAAUGUUAAAAAAUUGGACGAAGAAUACCGGGGUUAAUUCAACGACCUUGGCAAAUCCCAUUUCCGUUGGUACUUCAUCUCCGAAUCAAUCAACAGUUCCGGAAUGUGAAAAUUCUUUGAAACCGCGUAAAAAACUUUCAUUUAAAGAACCGGAAACAAUUUUGAAUCAUUUCAAAUUAAGAAAACCAUUUGUUCGUAAUAAAAGUGCAUCAACGUUGCAAACAAUUCGUUCUGCUUCGAUUGACGUUGUUAACAUCGAUGAAAAUCCUUUCGAGGAUGAGACUGACGAAUGCGAGGAACUCGAGAGCCAAGCGAUGAGGGUUGUUAGAACCGUUGGCCAAGCAUUCGAGGUGUGCCAUAAAUUAAGUGUAAAUAAUGCUAAUGAAGAUAGAGAACGUGGUGAAAAGGAUAAGGAUAAGGAUCAUAGCAAUGAGAAUCAUCGUGACGUUUACGAGGAACAAGAUGAAAAUCAUUUAGAACAAUCACAACCAUCCCCGUUGACGUUGCACAAAGAUAUAUCGUUGUUGGGAGAAGCAGAGGAUUUGAUACAAGAACAAUCUUCAGUGUCAUGUUUUUUAAGAUCUCACGAUGUUCCAGUAACCACAGCUUCUACCUCACCUAUCAGACAAUCACCAUCGGGUACGGUAGCAUCCGAUUGUGGUGGUAGCGGUGGUGGUGUUGGUUUAUUGGUUGGAGGCGAAUUAACUGCACUCAAACACGAGAUACAACUUUUACGAGAAAGAUUAGAGCAACAGAGUCAACAAACCAGAGCUGCAGUAGCUCAUGCGAAACUACUACAGGAUCAGCUUGCAGCAGAGACUGCUGCACGCAUCGAAGCACAGACGCGUACGCAUCAAUUGUUAGUGCAAAAUAAGGAAUUGUUGGAACAUAUAGGAGCAUUGGUUGGUCAUCUCAGGGAACAAGAACGUAUAUCCAGUGGUCAUUUAAAUUCGCAAUCACAAAUGUUGCCUGUAUCGUCUAAUACAACGUCAAUUACGACGACAACUACGAAUACGACAAAUACGGCAAAUCAACAACAUUCAUCAACCAUUCCUGAUUUACCUAAUCUUGGCCAGUGUUGUCAACGAAGCGGAGAACAAAGUUUAUCUUGGGAAUCAGAUCCAUCGGCAUUUACGUAUUGCCCAUAUUCUAUGGAUUCUUUGUAUCAUCCUGGUAGCCUUGGUGUUAUGGGAAUUCAAGGAAACAACAGUUCUACGGAUCAAUUACAUUUCCAAGCGCAAUUAAUGGAAAGACUUCAUAAUAUCAGUCCAUACCAAAGUCAAAGAUCACCGUACGGUACGCCAUCACCGUACGCAAUGCAACCAGGAUUUUUAUUGUCUCCUAAUUCCAGGCCAUCGAACUCGUCACAACUUUCACCAAAUUCAAUAUCGUUGAGAGUCUCUCAACCCAAUAGUUUUACUCCGUCACCUGUUAUGAAUCACAAAUUGGAUAAUUACAGGACAACAGCUACGAGCAUCGCUGAAAAUGCGGAUAUUCAACAAUCGUCGUUCAUUAAACCGUUACCUUGUAAGGUCAAUGAUCACAAUUCAUCAUCGUUAGAUAUUAAUAUGAUCAAACAAGAACGUUAUUAUAGUCAAGAUGAGAUACCACCGAUAGUUUUGGAUCCACCACCGCAAGGCAAACGUACGGAUGGGAAUAUGGUUGUUAAAGAAUUGUCCAUCAAAGAAAAUUCUUUAAAUUCUAAUAAUAAUGACAAAGGACAAACUCAGAAGAAAUUAAACGCCAUGUUACGUUCCCCUGGUCCACCACCAACUCGUACAACCAGUGCACGUCUACCACCGAGAAAUGAUUUAAUGACUCAGGUCAAAAGGACAACUUGGGCACGUCAUACUACGAAAUAAUUGACUUAUAUAUAUAUAUAGCAUAUAUAUUUUGUUUCUUUAAGACUUUAAAGUAACUUGAAAGAUUAUUUUA
This is a messenger RNA of Polistes dominula (European paper wasp), 2590 nucleotides long. RefSeq names its product carboxyl-terminal PDZ ligand of neuronal nitric oxide synthase protein. Lineage: Eukaryota; Metazoa; Arthropoda; Insecta; Hymenoptera; Vespidae. Gene Ontology annotation, molecular function: nitric-oxide synthase binding. The record is from RefSeq and is a predicted model, not a curated record.